AUGAUCACACCUCGCACCGACACCUCACCCUCCACACCAACCUCCACGCAAGCCUGCCACCACCUCUCCGCCUCCUCUCUAAUAAUCUCCCGCACCGCCCUCAUCGUCCCUCUCACCCUCCUAAUAUUCACCACCCUCGCCUCCCUCCUCGCGCUCACCGCCCUCCUCUACCGCGAACACGCCCGGCAAAAGGCCCACAAAGCCGCUACCCAAUGGGGUCGAAAAUCACGCGUCGACGCACGGAUCUCCAUCAUGCGCAAACGGGUCGACGAGGAGUUCACCGCCAAAUACUCGGGGUGCUUGGUGAAUGUGUAUGAGAAUCCGGAGAUGGGGAGUGAUAGUCCGGUGGAGUUGAUGAUGCCGGAGAGGGUGUGGGAGGUGGAGGGUGGGGAUUGUCGGACGAGGGAGGUGGAGAGAAAGGGGAGAGUGAGGAGUUUGUUUUUUGAUCAUGGGGUUGGGUUGUGGAUGCAGAAGCUUAGCAGCAAUGGACACAAAUCCGUACAAGUCACCACAACAGAGAAGUUGGAUCGCAAUGCCGUACAAAAUUCGCUUCGAACAAUUCCCGACCGUGCCAACCCAUCAAUUCGCUCCCUCGCGGUCUUCCCGGCUCUUUGA
Zymoseptoria tritici IPO323 is the source of this 615-nucleotide messenger RNA. RefSeq lists its product as uncharacterized. The transcript is spliced from 2 exons. The record is from RefSeq and is a predicted model, not a curated record. The coding region runs from base 1 to 615 and encodes 204 amino acids. Lineage: Eukaryota; Fungi; Ascomycota; Dothideomycetes; Mycosphaerellales; Mycosphaerellaceae.